AUGGAAAAAUUUGAGAGACACCUUUAUAAAAGAAUUAAAAAAAAUCCGAAGCCUCGUUCUGGGGCUGACGCCGACAACGAGCCGAAGUAUACAGGCACGUGGCCAUAUUUUGAGUCCAUGUCAUUCUUAAUAGUAAUUUUGAAACCUCGAAAAAUAGAAGGAAACAUUGUACCAGAAACAGAUAGCAAUUCAAGAGAUCCGUCGGAAUCUACAGACGCUGCUAGUUUGGAAGACGAUUUGGCCCUGGACGUGGCUGACAGUGACUACACCCAACUCCAAGAAUCUAUGUCUACGUUGCAAGAAAUGCCACAGAAUACAACAACAGAUAUUAACACACGUCAAGCGCCUUCGCCUUCACCAUCAUGGCCAGCUAUCACAAGACAAACACGCAAAAGAAAAGAUAAUGAUCUAGAAGCAUUCCUCGACAUCGAGAGAGAGAUGAAAAUUCUUCGCCAGGAUCAAGAAGAUACUACUGAUACUGAUGGCGAUCUUCUUUGGUUCAAAUCUAUAUAUUAA
Parnassius apollo (apollo) is the source of this 516-nucleotide messenger RNA. The record is from the annotation of a GenBank genome assembly. Lineage: Eukaryota; Metazoa; Arthropoda; Insecta; Lepidoptera; Papilionidae.